UGGUCAUAGUUUCCGAAGCCAGGGCGCGAACACACAACCAGGGCCGUUCAGUAGAUAUUAGUAUUUAGCGAGUACACACACCACUUGUGAACAUCGAUAUAUCGCAGAUGCUCAGCUCAUCUCCAGCUCAAGUUUACCGUUUCUUUUUAACGCAGGACGCGCUUGCCAAAAUUUGCAAAAAUAUAGUUGCGCUAAUUGAACUGCUUAGCUGACAAAAUGACGGGCGCAAAUAAAAGGCCUGGAUCACCGAUAGCGGACGCGGUUCAUUCAAAAGCGCCAAAAUCAGAUACAGUCGCUCUAGAAAAGAGCAGUCAGAUCCAAAAUAUGCGAGAAAAUGACCAUUCGGAAAAAUCAAACGAAAAACCCUCAAUAAAAAGCGCUCCGCAAGUGGCUUCUGAAGUUGAGACAUCAAAAACUGAAGCGCAAAUACCUCAGGCUACGGAAAAGACCCAGAAAGUCCAAACUUCCGCUGCCACCGAAGAGACUUCCAAAACAAAUAUCAAAAAGUCUCCCGAAUACGGCGAAGAAUUAUGGGCAGAUAUCCAGAAGCUGUCGCCCCAUACGGGAAUAAUACUUCAAGGCUUUAUAAAGCAGUACAACGACUCGCUCAUGAAUAUCAAGAAGAAAGACUUGGUUGUAAGCAAGAAAAUGAGAGCCAUCGUCAUGGACUCGCUGAAGAAAAAAGCGGAAAAUAUCACCCUUAAAGGACAGUUGUCACAUAUGGAGAUGCGGCUGAUCCAAGUGAAGAAAUAUUUUCUUAAGCAGCAGGAGGAGCAAGCAGAGGCGUACAUGGAAAUCAACAAAAAGUAUAUCCAUUGCGAGAAAUACUACGACAAAGAGCUGGAAAUCAUUAAAGCGUGUAUGGAGAAGAGAAAUUCAGAGCUCAAAGACGCACAAUCCCGAAUUGCCGUACAGGGGCGAGAGCUGAAUAAUAUGCAGCAAACGAAUCGCAAGUUAGCUGGGACUUGCACUGCUUAUAAGACGGAUUUGGAACAGGCAGAAGUGGCAAACUCUAAGAUUCAACAGGAACUUGCAGGAUUCAAGCAGAUGUACGAAGCCUUAACCGUGCAAUUUGAAGAUAUUUCUGCACAAAAAGAAAAUUUCGAGGCAAACAUCUUACAACUAAGCACCGACUUAAAUGCAAUGAUUCUUGCCUGCACCGAGCUUGCAGAGCGCAUUGAGCAGAUGCCAAUAGAAGCCAACAAAGUUUUGUCGAAACUGCAAAGUGAUUUAGAAGCCAGUGAAUUACGAUUUGUGGAGCAGCAACGAUUGACUGACCAAACCACGAAGGAACUUGAACUUCUUCGGAAUCAAAUAAACACGUCUAAAACUCUCAUUGAGGAAAAGGAAAGUCGACAUGUUUCCCUGAGUAAUGAACUGACUCAAAUGACGGAGAGGUUGAACGAACUAGUCGAUAUAAACGAAAGUUAUCUCAAUGAACUGACUGAAUCGAAGCUAAAGCACUCUCAGGAAAUUAAAGAGCAAGCUGAGGCCUACGAGAUUGUUGUUCACGAGUUGAAAGGGCUGUUGGACAAAGCGUCAGUGGAUUUUACACAGCUUAAGAGCAACAGUGAGGAACAACACAAUGAAGCCUUUCGACAGGUCUCCCAGCUCCAGGAAAAACUUAGUGAAAUGGUGUCCCACCGGAGCAAUCAGGAGGAACUAAUAAAGCGUCUUGGUAAUGAACUUAAUGAAAAAACCCUCGGCUUCGAAAAAGAACUUAAAAGACAACAGGAGCAGCUGGCUAAUCAAAUGCAGAUAAAGGCAACUGAAGUUGAGCGCGAAAAUAUGCGCAGUGCUGCUGAAAUAAAAAAACUCAAAUCUGAACUCGAGGAAAGAAAUAUAGCUUUUAAGGCUCAGCAGGAGAAAUUGGAAGAUUUGAUAAGAGAUCAUGAUAGGCUAAACAACACUGUUACCAAUCUUCAGGCUAAAAAGAAGGAAAUGGCGAAUGAAUUAUCCAGAGCCAAAGUGCAAUUUAGCCAGGAAUUAACGUCCCAGAAAGAUAACCUUAUGAAAAAGGUAUCCGAAUUGGAGCUAGAAAUUCAAAGAAAGGAAACUGAAAUUAUUGAACUCGAGCGCGGAAAGAACAAUGAAAUGGCCGUGCUUCAAUUUAAAAUGAAACGCAUUAAUAGCGUAAUCGACCAACCAGUAACCAUGAUUAAGCAGCUCAUGGAUUCCCAAGGGCAGACCAAAACUCAAAGCAUCCAGAAUAAGGUGCAACCGAAUGCAGCAGACGUAUUGCCAAGCGCUGCCAAAAAGCGUAAUGCUCGCCGUCAAAAAUUUACCACAUAUGCGUCAGACUUUGAUAGCGGAGAUGACAUGCCAAUCUUAAGCGAACAUUUAAGCGGCAAACGUCUUAAAUUAUCUGCGUCCGUCAAGCCACGAAAUGGAGUGGAUGUGUUCGACAGGUUGAAGACUUCUAAAUAACUAAUACGUACUAAUAACUAAUAAGUACUACGAACGUACAGAAAACAUUAUCAUUUCUUUACUCUUCGUCAUAAGUAAAAUGGAAGAAUAUUGAGUUUAGAAAUGAAUUCAGAUCAUUCGAUAUCAUUUCCACAUCUGUAUUUCUUUAAAAACUUGAACUGGACAAGUUGUU
Molecule: messenger RNA, 2599 nt
Organism: Drosophila erecta
Lineage: Eukaryota; Metazoa; Arthropoda; Insecta; Diptera; Drosophilidae
Product: putative leucine-rich repeat-containing protein DDB_G0290503
Exons: 9
Coding region: 217-2427 (736 amino acids)
Source: RefSeq, a predicted model, not a curated record